AUGAAGAAAGCUACAGCUCUACAGGUUUGCGUGGUUGUUCUGGUCUGCUUAAAGAAGGCUGUGAUCGGAUCUCCAGUGGAGUGUCCAGACCAAGAGAUUGGAGGGACGUCCUGCACAAUCUCAGCGGAGAAGCUUCUGGACCGAGCCGUUCAACAUGCCGAGCUCAUUUACCGCUUCUCAGAGGAAGCCAAGCUGCUGUUUGACGAGUUGCUCGACUUAUUCGGAGGCAUGAAUCAGUAUAUUCCUGGAGGGGCUGUGUGUGCUCCCAAAACGGUGCCGGUUCCUUUGUCUAAAAGCGAAAUUCAACAGAUUUCCGACAGAUGGCUUCUGCACUCAGUCCUGAUUCUGGUUCAGUUCUGGAUUGAGCCACUGGUGAAUCUACAGAAGUCUCUGGAGAACUAUAAAAGUGCCCCAAUUGGACUUCUUAGCAGGAACCAGUGGAUAGCUAGCAAACUAUCAAGCCUGGAGGAAGGGCUGCUGGUUCUUAUCAGACAGAUUCUGGGUGAAGGAGGUUUGGUGUUGGGUCCUCCUGAAGAUGUUUCAGAUAACACUCUCUCUGUCGAUGCUUUCGAGACAGUGAGACGAGACUACAGUGUGAUCUACUGCUUCAGAAAAGACGCACACAAGAUUCAGACGUUUCUUAAACUCCUGAAGUGCCGCCAGGUUGACAGGGAAAACUGCUCCCUCUUCUAA
Danio aesculapii is the source of this 693-nucleotide messenger RNA. It is a transcript of the gene smtlb, whose product is annotated as somatolactin beta. The record is from RefSeq and is a predicted model, not a curated record. Gene Ontology annotation, cellular component: extracellular region. The transcript is spliced from 5 exons. Gene Ontology annotation, biological process: positive regulation of tyrosine phosphorylation of STAT protein; animal organ development; positive regulation of growth. Gene Ontology annotation, molecular function: growth hormone receptor binding; growth hormone activity. The coding region runs from base 1 to 693 and encodes 230 amino acids. NCBI's taxonomy places the organism in Eukaryota, Metazoa, Chordata, Actinopteri, Cypriniformes, Danionidae.